AAUGGAAUCCUUUUUAGACUCCCGGAUGCGAUCAGGUUGGAAACCUGGAUUCGAGCUUCAUGCCUUCGUCGUUAUGCCAUUCACUCUGCCUCACCACUAGGAGGCGUGCAGACCACUAGCUGUUGAACGUGAACCCUUGCCUCCCCACCGUUCUCUGGAAUCAUGCGUCUGCUCAAUACCCUUACCGGACGAUUCGUGGAGGUGCACGACCCGAGCAGCGCCGAAUAUGCAGUCCUCUCACACACAUGGGACCAGAACGGGGAGCAAUCCUAUCACGACGUCCGCCAGAUCCAAGGCUCUUUCUACAUUGCCAUCGAAUCCGUCGUUGCUUGGGCUUUCUUAGAGCUGUGGUGGCGAUUCCUCUUCGCACUCUCCAUUCUUCUCCAGACACCUCGCCCUCUGAAGCGUCUCUUACCACGAGCUAAAUCCCGGCCGACCAGGGAAUCCAUCAUGGUUUUACCUGGUACGUUGGCAGACAUAGGAACGUCUCACAAACAUGUGGAUGCGGCAAGCCGGCUGCGACGGGCCGCCGAGGAUAUCCGCAGCUGGAACACAUUCCGGUUCUCUCCAAGGCUCUCCAUAAAGAUCCGCAGAGCGUGCGCCGUCGCGCGAGCAUACGGCCAUCGUCUCAUAUGGAUCGACUCAUGCUGUAUCGACAAGACGAGCAGUUCGGAGCUUUCAGAGUCCAUCAAUUCGAUGUAUGCAUGGUAUCGCGACGCUACUGUCUGCUACGCCUUCCUCGCCGACGUCUCUAGUUCUGCUUCGCGCGGUUCGCUCGAUCCUCGUUCCUGGACUUCCACGGUAGCGUUCCGGAAGAGCAGGUGGUUCCGCAGAGGCUGGACCCUCCAGGAGCUGAUUGCGCCGAGGGUCGUCGUUUUCCUCUCAACGGAGUGGCAAUUCCUCGGGACGAAGUCUAGCCUGGCCGAGGUCAUCGAAGAGGUCACAGGUAUCUACGGGCCCGUGUUGCGGCAACAAAUGCCAUUGUCAGAUGUCCCUGUCGCAAAGCGGAUGUCGUGGGCAGCGAGACGCGAGACUACAAGGAAGGAGGACGAGGCCUACUCACUUCUCGGUAUCUUUGACAUAUCCAUGUCUCCGCUCUACGGAGAAGGCGCUCGUGCGUUCGUGCGUCUGCAGGAGGAGAUCAUGAAGCGCAUUCCCGACCAGACGCUCUUCGCUUGGGCUGUGUCCGACCAAGAUGCCCACUGGCUCCACUUACCUCUCUCCCCGAAGUUCAAGGAUGAAAACUCGUACGCAGUGCAACCGGUGAGGAACAACUACCCCGCAUUCUUCGCGCCAUCGCCACGGUCAUUCCGCAACUCCAGCGGUGUUAGUCCUGUGUCCCAUGACGUCUUUGUCGAACGGGCAGGAUUUGACUCUCCCCUCCCGAGCUACACUUUGACUCCUUACGGCAUUCAUACCUCCUUCCCCUUAGUUCCCGCCAACUCUUGCUUCCCACCAGGCCUACUCGACCAGCCGCUCGAAGGCUGGUACUUUGCCAUCCUUGCCUGCGAGCUCGAGGGGCGAGAAGGCAGCCUGCUGGCCGUCAUCUGCUCUGCUGAGUCCUCAGCGAGCGGGUCCACGCUCCUCAACGGCGCAUGUAUCAGCAUGGCCACCAGCCCGAAGCUCCUGCACCGCACGACGACCAUCAACUACAAUAGAGGAAGCGAACAUCGUAUCGUCAUCGUCGAUUCUACGCUCCUCCGAGAUCUCUUAACGCGCUCGCGACACCUCCCCGUCAACACGAGCAUGGCUUACGUCCCAGUCGAGAACCCGCCGCCGUCGAGCCGGGCAUGGUACGCCUGGUCGGGGACCGUGCAGCUCACGGAGUGGAGCACAACGAUCCUGCGGCAGCUCGGCUACGCCGUAUCGUGCUCUAUGGAUAAUGAUAGCUGCCACACGCUCGCUCUUGCCAAAGGUGCUACGCGUCUCAGCAUCCGGCACCGGCGCAGCAGGCCGCAGGACCCGCAAGAUCCCUUCGUUGACGUCUGGGUCUCGUCCUAUCAUCUCGCGCCGCGUCCGUCUGUCACGCUCGACCUCCGCAAGAUCCGCGAUAGCCAGGAAUACGCUUUCGAGGCGCCGUCGGGGCGGUGUGUCGUCCUGCGCUUCACGCUGUCGUACAUGUUCAUCUCGUUCUUCUUGGACGUCGAGGUGUUGGAUGAGCAACCUGCGCUACCCCGCGCGCUUACCGCUACGACGCUCUACGAUCCGGACGACGCUCCGCCAGUGUGGGCGGAUAAGAAGUAAUGGACAGGGAGCAUGUGGGACGCAUACCGCCUUUUUUUCCUCCAUCCCUCUCAUCGUCGUCGUCGCCUUCUCUUUCCCCCUCCCUUCCUUGAGGUCACUCCCUCGGGCAGCUCAGUUCAUUCCAUAGCUGAAUGACCUCAGAGAUCGUUCAUCCAGCACCGCCUUUGACGUAUUCAUGAAGUUCCGACAAGAGUGAGUCGUUCUACUUGGAACAUACUCGGCUUGCUACUACAUCGCUUCUGUCGCAAGCUAUGCACAAGGCAGGGCGAUGUAGCUGGGGUGCCCAGAUAGCGCGACUAUAGUAUUCCAGGUCGGAC
Messenger RNA from Dichomitus squalens LYAD-421 SS1, 2561 nucleotides. RefSeq names its product HET-domain-containing protein. The transcript has 2 exons. Lineage: Eukaryota; Fungi; Basidiomycota; Agaricomycetes; Polyporales; Polyporaceae. The record is from RefSeq and is a predicted model, not a curated record. The coding region runs from base 163 to 2244 and encodes 693 amino acids.